ACAGCACCAGCGAGGAGUCAGUGUGUAUUGAGCCUUGUAGCGGGAAGGGUGUGUCGCCAGCCCUCCCCAGCACCUUAUCUGACUGGUCUCUGCGUGUGCGUCUGCCAAAGCGCGCGCUCUCCGGAACUUCUCUCUCUUCUCUCUUUCUCUUGUUACUCUUUUGUUUUGCCUGCUUCCCCGUAGAGGGGACAUGAGCAUGCCUGAACGUCGUGGCACACAAGCCCUGGAAGCAUGGGCACGGCGGGCCACCUCCGGGUACGAGGGUGUCACCAUCACCAACAUGAGCACAGCAUGGAGGGAUGGACUCGCCUUCUGUGCUCUCAUCCACCACUUCAGGCCAGACCUCAUAGAAUUUUCCUCUCUCAAAUCGGAGAACAUCUUGGAGAACAACUCCCUUGCAUUCCGAGUGGCAGAACAACAGCUAGGCAUCCCUGCACUGCUGGACGCCGAGGACAUGGUGGCCAACCCUGUGCCAGACCGCCUCUCCAUCCUCACCUACGUCAGCCAGUACUACCGCGCCUUCUCUGCCAUGGGACUGCUGGCGGAGAGGAAGCAGCAGGCGCGGGGCAAGGAUGGCAAGGAUGGUGGUGGUGACGGUGGUGAGAGCAAGACCACUCCUGUGUCUCGGCCCCAGUCCCUGCCAGCCACUCCUAAGACUGCCACCACAGAGACCAAGACAGAUAAGGUGCUGGGGCGCGGUGGACGGGGCCGGCGCGAAGUGUGCGUCACCUGCCAGAACCCAGUGUUUCUGGCGGAACGGCUGAUGGUGGGGGCGCCGGGCCAGCUGAUGCACCGCACCUGCUUCCGCUGCGCUCGCUGCUCCACCCAGCUGACCCUGGCCGGCUACUACCAGACCGAGCGGGGCCAGUACUGCUGCGAGACUUGCCCCGACGAGGAGCGCCUGCCCCAGGUAGGGUUGCUGGCUGCCCCCACUGACUCAGAGUCGUCCACCGAGGAGUCAGAGUCAGAAGAAGAGGAGGGGGAGAGCGAACCCCCACGCCUCCCUGACACCCCCGCCCCAACACCCUCUCCAACACCCCCCCGACCCCGGACAGUGUUCCUCUCCCAGACCCUAGUCCCCGCCCCAGAACAGCCCACCGACCUGCCAGAAAGCACAACAAAUGAGCAGCCCAGCCACUUCACUAAGGUGUCCCCCGCUCUGUUUGGUGCAGACAAGGCGGGGCGAGUGAGGGAACAUAGCCCCGACCCGGCACCACUGCCCCGCACAGUAAAGUCCCUCAGAACAGACCCUCCAGAAGUAUUGGACACCGGCCAGACCAAACCACACGUACCCCCUGAUGCUCACACACCCCCGCCUCACCCCAGCACGCCCUCCCCAGACACUCGCACCCACGCACAGACCACCCCCACCAAGACUGCCUCCUCCAUUGUUGCCCGCCGUCUCCAGAUGUUCCGGGAGAUGAGCAACAAGACAGGCAGCAGCAGCAUCAAGAUAGGAGACAACAGAGCACCUCUCCAGAGACCAGCCAGGAGAGGAGGAGCUUCCCUGGUGGAGGAAGACAGGACACUGACCACCUGCAGAGAGGACCACUGUCUUCCGUCCACCCAGCCUACCCCUGCCGCAGCACAAAAUCCCUUUGAGGACGAUGAUGAAGACGAUGAGAGUGCAGGUGAUCACCAAAAGACCCAAGGGAAGGAGAACAGUGCAAGAGACAAUGACAAAGACUCAGACCAGGUUGUGAGUGAGGUGGUUAGCGACAGACAUGAGAGUGAGUCAGAAAAGAGCCACAAAGAGGAAAGUGAGACAGAAAAGAGCCACAGAGAGGAGACUGAGACAGAAAAGAGCCACAGAGAGGAAAGUGAGACAGAAAAGAGCCUCAGAGAGGAGAAUGAGACAGAAAAGAGCCAGCUGGACAAGGUUGUGGGUCAGACUCAGGGUGGUGAGGUUGUGAGCAGUGAGAGCCACAGUGAGGCAAGGGAUGUGGUUGUGACCCCUGUGGUGGCAGAGAGUGGCUCCUUGGGUGGCACUGAGGAGCACCUGGUUGUGAUGCCUAGGGAGCCACAGGACCCUGCCAGCACCUCCCAGCCCCACUACCCUGACGACCUGAACCCAUUUGGUAGUGAGGAUGAGGACGAUGACACAGGAGCAGCCCCGCAGUCCCCUCAGCCUACCCUGAAGGAGGCUGCAGGAGACUCACAGGACACUAAGAAUCAGAGUUCACCAGCAGCAGCACCACCACCAACACCAGCAGCAGCAGCAGUGGCAGAACAACCCCCACAGGACUCUCCCAGCAGGAGACUCAUCAAGGCUAACCUAAAUCCAUUCGAGAGUGAUGAAGAGGAAGAGGAGGAGAAGGAUGCCCUGGUGCCUAAGAAGGAGGAAAAGAAGAGCCUCAAUCCCUUCUGGAGUGAUGAUGAAGAGGAGGAGGAGGAGGAGGAGGUAAGAGGAAGGAAGGACUCAACACUUAAGGGCGCCAAAUUCAAGCCUCCACGCCCUCCACCACCGACACUUCCCAGGAACAGACUUCUCACUUCAACUGUUGUUUUCAAGGAGACUUUCAAAAGGAGCCCCUCAACCCUCUCCACCUUCUCCACUGCCUCCACCAUCACCCCUGCCACCCCAACCACUGCCACAACUCCACGCAAGAAGAAGGUCAUUGCUCCACCACCCCCUGCUUCCCCCAACCUUUCCCUGGCCUCCUCCCCUGGUGGAUCAGUGGCCCUCAGGAAGAAGGGAAGACGAGCCCCUGCACCGCCCCAGCUGACUGGCCAGACUGGCCGCUCCUCCCCCAGUGACCAGGACACUCGCAGCCUUGACACAGUGUCCAGUGGGGAUAGAGAAGAUCCUGAUGAGGUGCUGAGUUGGAAGAUUCAAAAAGAUCUCAAGAACCAUUCCAACAAGAUCAAUGGCACCCCCCAAGCUCCCCCCAAGCCCUCACGCAGCCCCCACACCCAAUUCACUGCUUCAGAGCCAGCAGGUGGCCGGCACUGCCCAGUCAGCAAGAGUGAGGCCGGGGAGUGGAAGAGAAAGAAGGGUCCAGCCCCGCCCCGCCCCGUGCCCCAGAAGCGUGCCCUUAAGAAGCUGCCCAUGAAGGUGAUCCAGCAGGAGCUUCAGGAUAUUGAGAUCAAGCAGACAGAGUUGGAGCGGCAGGGAGUGCUUCUGGAGACCUCCAUUAGGAAGCGGACGGAGGCCUCGGCACCAUCCAGCCCCCAGGAGGAAACACCACCCUCCAGCCUUCCCCCCAGCAGCCCUAACAGCAUUGAGGUGGAGGACAUGAUUCUGCAGCUGUUUGAACUCGUCAACGAGAAGAACGAGCUCUUCCGCCGCCAAACUGAGCUCAUGUAUCUGAAGCGUGAAAAGCGGCUGGAGGAGGAACAUGUGGAGCUGGAGUACCAGAUCCGCUGCCUGAUGCUGAAGACGCCGGCUGAGCGCACACCUGAGGACACGGCGCAGGAGGAGGAGCUCAUCGCCCGGCUGGUGAAGGUGGUGGAGCAACGCGAUGAGAUCAUCAACUGCUUGGAACUGGACCGACUGAGGGAGGCACAGGAGGAUGAGAGCAUUGCCACGCACAUGAUGCAGUACCAAGAGAAACACAUUGAUGGCUUGGAGAAUGGGAACAGCCAUCCAGAGCCAGUCAAGAAGAAGAAGACUCUGAAGCUGCCCAAAAAGAAGAAAAAGAAGGAGAAGAAGGACAAGGGAGCCACUGGUGAUGCAGACAAAGAUGUUGAUGAGACAGAGACACCUGCAGAUCCCAAGAAAAAGAAGAAGAAGAAGAAGUGGCUGUUUUGAGUAGUGAAUGUUUAGCUGGGGAGGUCCAGAAAUGUGGCCUGUGUGCCGACUGUUAUGUUGAAGUACAGCUUGUGUGUGAAUUGAUGCUGUGCUAUACUGGGAGCACCUGUUUGUUGGGUGGUGUGGUGAUGGCAACAGUGCUUUUCUGAGGUGCAACCCAAGUGCUUGUGAUGUGCUGAUAGCUGUGGUGCUCCUUUGAGAUGUGGCCCAUUUAGUGGAUGCGGAGUGCUGAUGUGUAUGGUGAUGAGUGGAGUAUCCUGAGUGUGUUGCUUGGUGUGGUGCAACAGCCUCUGAAGUGUUAGCUUGGUGAUGUGCUGCGGCCUGAUGAGUGCCAUGGAAUGUUGUACUGUGUGAUACUAUUGUAUUCCAUUUUCUCAUAUAUUACAGGAAUUUAUGUGGGAAUGUGUACUUUGAGAGUUACAACAAUGUGUUAUGUGUGCUAAUAUUGGCACAUUGUGCUUGCAUCAUUUUGCAGUCUGCAGCUGGUGUCUGAUGCUUGGUGUUGGCUGCACAACAGAUCUGGUCCUCCCAGUAUUGUUAUAAUCCUACUGAAUACUGAUGAAAAAUUGUCAAAAGAAUUUUUCUAAGAGACAUUGAGGGAAGAGAUCUCACCAUUAUGUGGAUUACUUUAUGACAUGGAAAGGGGAAGCAUGUCCCCAUUUUCAUGUCUGCAGGUUUCUUUGUAAGAUUUGUGGCUAAUAAUUGAAAGACAUCUAGUAUUUGUGUAUGCAGUUCAUGCAUAGACUUUUGUAUAGAUGUAGGAUGAACCAUCAUUAUGUGAAAGAGAAAUGUGGGUAGGCAUGUAGCCAUGUGCCUUAAAUCUUAAUAGGAAAGUGUAGGCUGUGUAUUGGGUGUUGCGAAGGAGUCUGUUGUGGCAUGUGUGGUAUGUUGGUUGAGGGACGGGAGGUUUGGCCUUGUCUGAAUAAUGGAAAAAGGGUAGCACAUUUAUCCUUGCCAGCCUAAUAAGGAAAAAGCAGUAAAUUUUAGAGGAUGGCUAAGAGUCUGAUAGGAGAAGUGACAGAUAGCUAUGUUUGGGAGGAGAGAAAGAAUUGGAAAGUUUUGGUUCGAGAUAAGGAUUUAGAAGGGAGAGAAUUAAAAGUAGUGUAAAUAUUACAAUAAACCCUACAAUAUCUUUAAAUGUAAAGUAUGGGUGGAAUGGUACUUAUCUAGUUGCCUUGAUACACCUAAAGGAUUAUUGGCCCCAGAUGGUUCAAGAAAAAAAUUAUAAAAGCAAAAAUUUGGUUCACACCACAAUUUCAGUCCAUCAAAAACAAAUACUAAUUGUUUUCUUGGAAUAGGUAUUUUUGGAUGUUAUUCUAAGCUUGGUGAACUCUAGCUGCCUAUCAUUGUAUCUCUGUUCCUUUUGGACAAAUAAUAUAGAGGAGAUGAGCAAGAGAAACACAAGUGAAGGUAAUUGUAAUGACAUGGCAUGCAAGACUUAGAAUCACACUUUGAAGAGUGUCCCAAGAUUCAGGAAAGCUGCUCCUCUCCUUGGUGCUACACCCCCUCUAUACUGCCACCACCACCACCACAACCACUAUUACCACCCUCCUAACAGUGAGUGGAGUAGCAACCUCUGGUAGUAGUGUAGAAUUACCCAUCCGCUGUCAGGGAAUUUGCAUCCUAAGUGAGUACGUCCUUGAUUGUUUAGCAUUACUCGGGCCCUUUGUGUAGUGCAAGGGUGCUGGCUGGACUCUGAUCCAUUGCAAUACACUGUACUGUCCCUUAGGAGAGCCUUAGUGUAGUUUUUGUGUGUAAGUCCUUAAUAUUUUUGUUUUUAACAGAGCAUGAUUUUAUUUUGCACAAAUUUCUAUUUAUUUACCCAUAUAGGAGGUGUAAGAGGAGUACACACAUAAGGUGUUGGUUUUAUUUAAUGUCUCAUUUUUACAUUUGAGUUAAUACAAUUUUGUUUCAUGUGAAUGCAUUGUUUAGGUACUGUAUGCUAUUUUUGUAUUAUUUUAUUUUAGUUACCACCUCAGUGUGUGUGGUGUGAAGAUGUGAAAACUGGAAUUUUAGUUAAUCAUUCCUGUGGUGCUGUGGUGGCUAGUGUUCACCUGCCCCCCCAGUGUGUCCAAUGUUGCCCUGCCAUCCAAUCCUCCUGAGAAUUUUUAAAGAUGCCCAGUGUAUACUUUUGUUCCAAGUUAGGGGGUAAUUUUCUGUGCAAUUAUUUAUCAAACAAGUCAUCCACUGAAGGUACAUUAUGAAUUAAAUGUGAAUGCUACUGAUUUGCAAUAUGAAAUGCAGGAAAAGAAAAUUGAAAGCAAUGAAAGUAAUUUGAGUGUCAAGAUUUGUCCUCAUUUUGCAUUGCAGGCUGGUAGUGAGCCAGUGAGAUGAACACAAGGCAAUGUAGAGGUGGUAUAUCUAUAUACAGUCAUUAUUUAUCUCCAACUUGUGACUGCAAAGAGAAGCAGCCCCUCGGUCUUACUCUAUAGGGAUGUAGUUGAUCAAUCCCAGGAAUAUAUGUACCACUAGAACUCUCUGCAUGUUUGACAGUUUUCCAUAAGGUGAAGGUUAAGGCCCUAGGGAUGCCUUGCUUCAUAGGUAAUAGCAGGGAUCUCUGUUACUUGCUUAACUUUCUAGGGUUUACAACUUUUAGAGCUUUGAAGACCAUACAUAAGAAUACUAAGGGAGGCCGAGGUGGUUUUCACAAGUCUUGAUAUAGAGCACUACGUAGGGUUAAGGUAGGCUGGUUCCUUCUUACUAAUAUAAGGUGUAUAUAAUAAGCUACUAUAGGAUACACAUUAGCAAGGGAUACACUACAUAAUGGGUUACACUUCUUGAUGGUCAAACAUCAUAGUUACUGCAGUAAGUUAAUAGUACUGCACAUACACAUACACAGACAAAACACAAACACCAUGACAGUACACACGGAAGUACUGUAUGUAUUUGCACUACACUUGUUAGGAUUUAUGAGGUAAAUAGUAAUAGAAGACAAUACAAGUAAUGCACACACACACACACACACACACACACACACACACACACACACACACACACACACACACACACACACACACACACACACACACACACACACACACACACACACACACAGAGGUGUAUACACUGUGGCUGUGCUAGGAGAGAAAAGAUGUGCUCAUAAGGACAAUAUAAUAGUACUGUAAUAUAAAGUACAUAAUUACAUUACAGAAGGCACAUUAUCUAGCUGAGAUGCUGAGACAGGCUGCUCUCUCUCUCUCUCUCUCUCUCUCUCUCUCUCUCUCUCUCUCUCUCUCUCUCUCUCUCUCUCUCUCUCUCUCUCUCUCUCUCUCUCUCUCUCUCUCUCUCUCUCUCUCUCUCUCUCUCUCUCUCUCUCUCUCUCUCUCUCUCUCUCUCUCUAUGUGUGUAAGAACCUAUAUUCAGUAAAAUCCUCCUCCUCAACAUUCUAAGUAGGUUAUUUGUCAAUUGAACAUUGUGUAGGGUUUGAAACACACACCAGAGACCAUCACAUCACAGGAUCCCUACUACUAAUCUCACCAUGCUGAAGACUGACACGACAUGAGCUACAUAAGUGCAGUAUCUACUUAGUCCUGAAGUUUGGUGUUAGUGGCUCUCAGUGCUAUAGUUAUAUUUUGAAAGAUUACUGGGACUAGAAAUAGACUAAAGCAUCGUUGAAGUCUGUAGCCACAAGAAGCUUUAUUGAUAAGGAGGAGGUUACUUUGAAGCUUUGGGGAAAUAAAACUAAGGUAGAAGUUUAUCAUUUUUACGUAAAGAUUAAUUUGUAUUUGAAGACCAUGCAAUAAAUUUAAAAGCGCAAAUGAAAUCAUGACAGACUUAAGGCUUGGAAAGAUAAGGUAACUUCUGUCAGCAAGGAGUAAUGCAUGAUUAUUUGUUAUUUCUUUUUAUUAUUUUAAUUGUCAAAUGCUGCCACAUUUUUAGAAUCACACUUACAUUGACUUUGGAUUCCAGAGUUCUGUAAAACCAAGAGCCUAAAUCAAAGUAAGUGCCUAGCCAUCUGUGCUUCCAAAGUUGUGUUGUGUGCCAAACUAAUACUUGAGAGAGAGAGAGAGAGAGAGAGAGAGACCUCUAAUCCUACAAGUGGCUAGCAACUCAUUUCUGGAUGAUGGAUGUGUUCCUUGAUUUUCAUUAUGUAAUUAUUCCUGUUCCAUUAUCGAUUUACACCAAUAUUUGUAUAAAAUAUCUUUUUACAAAAAAUGAGAAGUUAGAAAAUAAAUAUAUAAUUUGGUAUA
Molecule: messenger RNA, 7941 nt
Organism: Portunus trituberculatus (swimming crab)
Lineage: Eukaryota; Metazoa; Arthropoda; Malacostraca; Decapoda; Portunidae
Gene: MICAL-like
Product: MICAL-like protein 1
Exons: 11
Coding region: 191-3751 (1186 amino acids)
Molecular function (GO): protein binding
Source: RefSeq, a predicted model, not a curated record